Molecule: messenger RNA, 849 nt
Organism: Rangifer tarandus platyrhynchus (Svalbard reindeer)
Lineage: Eukaryota; Metazoa; Chordata; Mammalia; Artiodactyla; Cervidae
Source: the annotation of a GenBank genome assembly
AUGGACAGAACCUUGGAAUCCCUGAGACACAUCAUUGCCCAAGUCUUGCCUCACAGAGACCCAGCUCUAGUCUUCAAAGACUUGAACGUUGUGUCGAUGCUACAGGAAUUUUGGGAAAGCAAGCAGCAGCAGAAGGCUGCGUUCCCGAGUGAAGGUGUGGUGGUCUAUGAGUCGCUGCCAUCUCCUGGACCACCCUACGUGAGUUAUGUGACCCUCCCAGGGGGAAGCUGUUUUGGAAAUUUUCAGUGCUGCUUAAGUAGAGCUGAGGCCAGACGGGAUGCAGCUAAAGUAGCCCUAAUCAACUCGCUCUUCAACGAGCUGCCCUCUCGCCGGAUCACCAAGGAAUUCAUUAUGGAGAGUGUGCAGGAAGCAGUUGCCUCCACCAGCGGCACUUUGGAUGACGCAGAUGACCCGAGCACCAGCAUUGGAGCCUAUCACUACAUGUUGGAGUCAAACAUGGGGAAGACCAUGCUAGAGUUUCAGGAGCUUAUGACCAUUUUCCAACUAUUGCACUGGAACGGAAGCCUCAAAGCCCUUCGUGAAACAAAAUGUUCCCGACAGGAAGUCAUCUCCUACUAUUCCCAGUACUCCCUGGAUGAAAAGAUGCGCAGCCACAUGGCCCUAGACUGGAUCAUGAAGGAGCGGGAGUCGCCGGGAAUUCUCUCCCAAGAGCUGCGAAUGGCCCUGAGGGAGCUGGAGGAAGCCAGGAAAGCAGGGCAAGAACUACGGUUUUACAAAGAAAAGAAAGAGAUCCUGAGUUUAGCCCUGACACAGAUCUACAGUGAUCCUGACGCCUCUUCACCCAGUGAUGACCAGCUGAGCCUCACGGCCCUCUGUGGCUAUCACUAG